This is a messenger RNA of Leishmania braziliensis MHOM/BR/75/M2904, 810 nucleotides long. RefSeq lists its product as hypothetical. Lineage: Eukaryota; Euglenozoa; Kinetoplastea; Trypanosomatida; Trypanosomatidae. The transcript has a single exon. The record is from RefSeq and is a predicted model, not a curated record. Bases 1 to 810 code for a protein of 269 amino acids.
AUGGUGAAACUGUGGGUUUUCUGCCAAUUUGGAGAACAAUGCUUUUUAAAAAUGCUGUGUGUCAACUGCUCUCGUCCUUUCGUUUCCAACCUUUCUUUGCUUCCUUUCACCUUACCAGUUUCUCUUCGCAUGUUGCGAGGAACCUCUCCCGCACUGUUCAUCAUGCUCGAAAAAGCGGGACUGCCGUUCAGGAAGUCCCUCCGCUCUGCUUUCGAGGCGGAAAACGGACUAACAGAUAUCCCGUUACUCUUCUCAAUCCCGGUGGACGGUGUGACCGCCUUAAAAACGACAACCCACUCAACUGACCUGCAAGUCCCCGUGGUGCCAAUGCUGGGCUCGAUCGAGGUAUCUUCUAUAGCCUUCAAUACCGCUGUAGGAUCUUUGCAACGAAAAGUAUAUCUCUUCAUGCAACGCCUUGACUGCGAUGGCAAAGCGACUGGCCCUCCAGUCCCCCUAGCAGUAACUAACACCGUCCAGUUUUCCGUGCCCUUGAAGCUGAAACUUUUCGCGGGGGAUCGUGCUCGGUUGGUGCUGUAUCAGAGCGGCACAGGGCUUGCGGUCAGUGAAGUAAUCCUGAGCGGUUGCAUUCUUGCUAGUGCCGACUGCUAUUUUGCUUCCGGCAGGACUCUGGUUGCUAUGUCUUCCUGGACACCGGAGCCAUUCCGCUUUGUCAGGGAUUCAACAAUGUCCGCGUCUCGGAAACGAAGUAACUCUCCUCAACCCAUGAGAAACCAGAAAAACUGUGUCUCCAGUGAUGAACCUCCCACCCUCAUCUAUGCCCCAGUUUUUGGUGGCGAUGACGAAAGCUAA